GCGAACAUUUUGUUUGCAUUCCGCCGCGAUUUGGUCCUUGUUACUUUUAGUUUUUUGUUAUUUCUGAACAAAUAAUCAUGCCCGAAGAAACACCCUCAACAUCCUCUACGGCACCUGCCAAGGAUCCGGCUACAAACGAGGGGAAAAAGAAGAAUCUUCCAUGGAUCGAAAAGUACCGGCCACAAAAGUUUGAUGAAAUCGUCGGUAAUGAGGACACGGUGGCACGGUUGGGUAUCUUCGCGACCCAAGGAAAUGCACCCAACAUUAUCAUUGCGGGUCCUCCCGGGGUUGGUAAAACAACGACCAUUCUCUGCCUUGCCCGUAUCCUGUUGGGGCCCAACUUCCGUGAAGCCGUGCUCGAACUGAACGCAUCGAAUGAACGGGGUAUUGAUGUGGUGCGGAACAAAAUCAAGAUGUUUGCCCAGCAGAAGGUAACACUGCCGCGGGGCAGACACAAGAUCGUUAUUCUCGAUGAAGCGGACAGCAUGACCGAGGGUGCCCAGCAGGCCCUCCGGCGUACGAUGGAAAUCUACAGCAACACGACGCGCUUUGCGUUGGCCUGCAACACGAGCGAAAAGAUCAUUGAACCGAUCCAGUCGCGGUGCGCUAUGCUGCGCUUCUCGAAACUGUCCGACGCUCAGAUUCUGGCCAAGGUGGUCGAGGUUUGCCAGAAGGAGGUGCUUACGUACGAUGAGGAUGGACUGGAAGCGAUCGUCUUCACGGCGCAGGGUGACAUGCGACAGGCCCUGAAUAACCUACAGUCUACGGCGAACGGAUUCGGGCACAUUAACGGGGCGAACGUGUUUAAGGUGUGCGAUGAGCCGCAUCCGCUGCUCGUACAGGAUAUGCUGCAGCACUGCGUCAAGGGAGACAUUCACAAGGCGUACAAAAUCAUGAGCAAACUGUGGCGCCUCGGUUACGCGGCCGAGGACAUUAUUGGUAACGUGUUCCGUGUAUGCCGGCGAAUGGACAUGAACGAGAAGCUGAAGCUGUACUUUAUACGCGAGAUUGGAGAGACGCACAUGAAGAUUGUCGAUGGUCUCAACUCGCUGUUGCAGAUGUCCGGUUUGUUGGCCCGCAUGUGUGAAGCGUCCUAUGAGCAUGCUUGAGCAAGGUAUUUGUAAUAAAUUUUGUCCAAUUUCCACUACAGACCUGAAAA
Messenger RNA from Anopheles aquasalis, 1159 nucleotides. It is a transcript of the gene RfC4, whose product is annotated as replication factor C subunit RfC4. Gene Ontology annotation, cellular component: nucleus; DNA replication factor C complex. Gene Ontology annotation, biological process: DNA-templated DNA replication; DNA repair. Gene Ontology annotation, molecular function: DNA clamp loader activity; ATP hydrolysis activity; DNA binding. The record is from RefSeq and is a predicted model, not a curated record. Lineage: Eukaryota; Metazoa; Arthropoda; Insecta; Diptera; Culicidae.